Messenger RNA from Lethenteron reissneri (Far Eastern brook lamprey), 1750 nucleotides. Its product is annotated as cysteinyl leukotriene receptor 1-like. Gene Ontology annotation, molecular function: G protein-coupled receptor activity. The record is from RefSeq and is a predicted model, not a curated record. NCBI's taxonomy places the organism in Eukaryota, Metazoa, Chordata, Hyperoartia, Petromyzontiformes, Petromyzontidae. Gene Ontology annotation, cellular component: plasma membrane. Gene Ontology annotation, biological process: G protein-coupled receptor signaling pathway.
AGCCGACCGACCCAGAGUGCUGCCUUCUCACAAGCUGUGUAACUGGUAGAGAAGCCCGACGAUCGUGACGAUGAACCCAAGCGCAGCUCCCAAUGGGUCAGGUUCCUGCUCAAUGGAUGACUCCUACAAGUACCCCAUCUACUCGGCGGUCUACGGCAUCAUCUGUAUCAUCGGGAUGAUGGGCAACGCCAUCGCGCUCUACGUCUUCCUGUGUCUUACGCGGACCAAGAGUGCCAGCACCAUCUACCUCAUCAACCUGGCCCUCGCCGACAUGUUCUUCGUGCUGACGCUGCCACUUCGCGUCGUCUACUACGUGCGCGACGGCGACUGGCCGUUCGGGGACGCGAUGUGCCGCAUCAGCUCGUUCACCUUCUACGCCAACCUGUACAGCAGCAUCUUCUUCCUCACCGGCCUCAGCGUGACGCGCUACCUGGCCGUGGUUCACCCCGUGCGCUCGCUCAAGGCCGUCACGGCGAGGCAUGCGGUCAUCGCCUGCGUGUCCAUUUGGGUCUUUGUUACCCUGAUCACCUCCCCAUUCCUUCUCAGCGGCCAGCACGUCUUAUCGAGCGGGAGGACCCUGUGCUUCGAGAGCUCGGGCAGCAGCCUGAAAAUGAUUUUUGCCAUGAACUACCUCGCCCUGGUGGUCGGAGUCCUCAUCCCGUUCGUGAUCAUCGUCGUCUGUUACGCGGCCAUCGCCCGGACGCUGAUGAAGACCCCGGAAGGCCAGCGCAGGGACUCCAACAUGCGGAAGCGCGCGGUGCGCAUGAUCGUGCUGGUGCUCACGGUGUUCGUGGUCUGCUUCAUCCCGUACCACGUGCAGCGCACGCUGCUGCUCCACAAGAUCAUCAACCACCACAGCAGCUGCGACACGAAGCUCUACCUGCAGAAGUCGGUGGUGGCCACCGUCUGCUUCGCCGCCUUCAACAGCUGUCUCGACCCGCUCAUCUACUUCUUCGUCGGCGAGAAGUUCCGCGAACGGUUCAUGAGCGCCGUGCGGAGGCGCUCACGAAUCUCCUCCGCCACCAGCUCCAUCCGCACCAAAGAAUCCCUCGCCAGAAGCACGACCAGGGAUGCCGCCAAGCUUCACAUGCAGCCACUCGAGGGCGAUCCUCUACAGAAGGAGGAGCCACAAGAGGAGACCGACGAGUGAAAGGCGUCUAAGUGAGACUCCGCACCAGACGAGUGUUUAGCGAUGGAUGCCCAACGCUGGCUGGGGAAACAAUGGAUGAUAAUUGUCUUUUACCAUAUCGAUACCACGCGUGUGAUGAUUUUUGUACCGUGCAGCUAUGCUUACCAUAUUUUCUCGCAUAUAGCCCGCAUAUGCAUAGAACCCACAGACGCAUAUACCCCGCAAAAAUAGCGUUUUGCGUAAAACAAAUUUCAGAUAGCCCUUGCACCUCCAUAUACCCCGCAUGCAUUCAUAUCUUUAACGUCGUUACCGCAGCUAAAUUCCAUCAUAUUAAUACGAAGUUCACAUUUGUAAUACAUUCCACUAUAAAUUGUUAACAUUAAAAUAAUAACGUGCACAAAGAAAACAAACUAACCAUAAACGAGUGAACUUAAAACAGUAAAUAACUAACAAAAGUAAAUAUCCAAUAAAUAAGUAACACAUAACUGGUAGAUAAGUAAGUACAUUUUUAGCACUUAUAAUUUGAGCACUGCGCAGACAAUAGCGGCACUACAGUAACGCCGUUGCCUCGCCCCCCCCCACCUCUCUCUCCCCCCAGCUCUCACGUCACCACCACAGAUC